AUGCACAUCUUGCCAAUUCCAAUGAGGUGGGGUCACGGUGACAAUUACGCCUACUUGUUAAUCGACGACAAGUCAAAGAAUGCAUGGUUGAUAGACCCCGCCGUGCCUCUGGAGGUGACCGAGUUUAUCAAACAGCACAAGCCGCAAUACGAAUUGAAAGCUAUAGUCAACACGCACCACCACUAUGACCAUUCCGACGGCAACGAGGAGUUUCACAAACGAUACCCUGACCUCCCAAUAAUUGCAGGCAAAGAUUCUCCUUUGGUCACGUAUACUCCAUCACAUGAAGAGGUCAUUGACUUGGGUGACGACUUGCUGGUUACUGCAUUGCAUACACCUUGCCAUACGCAAGACUCCAUCUGCUAUUUCGUGCAAGACGCCAAAACUGGGCAAAAGGCAGUGUUUACUGGCGACACCUUGUUUAUCAGUGGAUGCGGCCGAUUCUUUGAGGGCACGGGCGCCGAGAUGAACGCGGCGUUGAAUAAGGUCUUGGGCAAAUUACCCAAGGAUACUAAAGUUUACCCGGGGCAUGAAUAUACUAAAUCGAAUGUCAAGUUCAGCAAGACUAUAUUGGAUAACGAGGCUAUUAAGGAAUUGGACGCAUUUGCUAAUAAGCACGAAUAUACUACUGGCGAGUUUACUAUUGGUGACGAGUUGCAGUUUAAUCCGUUUAUGAGAUUGGCAGACCCGCAAGUUCAGUCCAAGACGGGAUUGACUCAGGCUGAUGACGUAAUGACGAAAUUGAGAGAAAUGAAGAAUAACUCAUGA
Lodderomyces beijingensis is the source of this 768-nucleotide messenger RNA. The record is from the annotation of a GenBank genome assembly. NCBI's taxonomy places the organism in Eukaryota, Fungi, Ascomycota, Pichiomycetes, Serinales, Debaryomycetaceae.